Molecule: messenger RNA, 843 nt
Organism: Aspergillus vadensis CBS 113365
Lineage: Eukaryota; Fungi; Ascomycota; Eurotiomycetes; Eurotiales; Aspergillaceae
Product: putative cAMP receptor-like protein
Exons: 6
Coding region: 1-843 (280 amino acids)
Biological process (GO): adenylate cyclase-activating G protein-coupled receptor signaling pathway
Cellular component (GO): plasma membrane
Molecular function (GO): G protein-coupled receptor activity
Source: RefSeq, a predicted model, not a curated record
AUGGAAUCAGAGGAGGUUCUCUCGCGAAUUAUUCUCGUAGUUUCGGUUGCCUCCAUGGUAGGGUCAGGAUGGAUCAUUAUCAGCUUCCUUGUUAUACCCAGUCUGCGAACUUUCCGUCAUCAAUUGAUUUUAGGUCUCGGAAUCAGUGAAUUCCUAGCCGCAAGCAAUGUCGUCGUCUCAGCUGGUCUGAAUACCUCGGGCAUCGAGAUAUGGAAUCCUUCCCUCAAGACAUUCUGCAGCUUCAAUGGACUCAUGGCUCAGACAUUUCUGGUGCAGAUACUGCUAGCCGACUAUUGGAUUCUUUCGAUUGCAAUCUGCACGUAUCUCAUACUGAUGGACUAUGUCCACGCUGCCUCGUGGGUCCAGAACCAUAAAAUCGCUCUCUGGUGCAUCCCAUGGGGUCUCUCAGUCCUAUGGGCUGUGCUUGGCCUUGUCGUCGUCGGAUAUGGGUAUGCCGGUGGCUGGUGCUGGUUCACCAGUGAUCGUGUCCGACUCUUCGUGAACUUCAUUCCACGAUGGACUAUCAUCCUUGUCAUCCUGUGCAUUUACACCCGACUAUGCCUCUUCCUCUACCGGUCUCAUAAAGCCCUCUCGAGCGACCAAGAAGUUACUCUGCAGACGCCGCAUCCACACCAAUGGCGGCUUCUGGAUAUCGGUGACGGACCUAGCCCAACUUCUCAUUCGGCGAUUCCACUGAAGAAGGUCUCACUCCAAAUGAUGGUAUAUCCGACCGUAUAUGCAUUGAUCUGGAUCAUCCCCACUUCCGUGCGCAUCUAUCAAGGAGUGACGGGAAAGCGCGCUCCAUUGGCACUAGAGAUUCUAGAAAAGGUGAUCGAAAAAUAA